AGUGCGUUGUAAUUUUCUUUCGAGAAUGUCUGGAGCCAAACAUCGGAUGCGGGACAAGAAGAUGAGAAAUCAGCCCGCUAGUGUGCAAUAUUCGUCCAAGCCACUAAAUUUGUUGAGCACGUCGCAGAAUGGAGGAAACACCCGGGGCUCUGGUCACAGUAGUCAUGAUCCAUCUACACCAAGGCAGAGGGAUCCACGCCACAAGGAUGGAUGGGUCCGUGGACACCACAGAGAUGGUGGGGGCUAUGCAAAGGAGAUGCCCAAGUACAUCACUGCCAAAGCAUUUACCAAGGCUAGGGCUGCAGAGGUGAGUGCCAUGCUGAAAGCUGUCAAUACAGCCAUAGGCAGCUGCCAUGCAUAUGGAGCCCUUCCUAAACACAUGAGGAGGAGGGCAAUGAGCCACAACACCAAGAGGCUUCCUUGCAGGCUAAGGGAAGUGGCCAACCGGAUGCGAGAGAAGAGCCUUCAGGCAGGCCCAAAGAAGAAGGAGCUGGCCAAGAACAAAAGCCGCAAGGCCCGACGACGGCAUGGCAAUCUGUUGUUGGAAUUUAAUCGGCGCCAGCGGAAGAACGUGUGGCUGGAGACUCACAUUUGGCAUGCCAAGCGCUUUCACAUGCUGAAGAAAUGGGGCUACUGUCUCGGGGACAGGCCUACCUACAAGUGCUACCGUGCCUGUUACAGAGCCAUGAGCAGCCACUGCCUGCUGCAGGACCUUUCUUACUAUUGCUGCAUAGAACUACAGGGAGAGGAAGACCGGCUGUUAGCCUCUCUUUCACAGCUGACAAGCAAGGAAACAGGUCCCACAUUUGCUGUACCAGUAGCCCUGUCAGGGCGAAGGCAGGGUAGUGUGGUGGUUUACAGAGCAGGGCGGUACCCCUCACAGCCCCUGGGCCCAGUCACCUUCCUCUGGAGACCCCGUACACAAGGCUCAACCCACAGACAGCUGUGGAUCUGGGCACAUCCCACUAUCAAACAGGAUCUUGUGCCUGAGUUACAAAGUGUGUGCCAAUGUUUGGAGGCUGUAUUCCCACCAGUUUCUCCAGUGGUCAUGCCUGCAGACCUUGCCCCCGUUGCAGGACCAGAGUUCACACCUGAAAAGAUCCCCUGGACAAAGCAGACCCCUGGGAGAAAGAGAAAGCUUAGUGCCAAGACUGCUGAUGGACCUGUGGCCAAAAAGAUCCUGGGUGAUGGAACCAGAUCUCCCACCACUCCUGUUACCUGGAAGUCCAGCUCAACAGGAAUUGUUAUAAAUGAUCUCACGAUGGAGAUUGUGCGGUAUCGGCUAAUUGGGCCACAGUCACAUUCUGUUCUGACAGAAACUCUGGAAAUUGCCACCGACUGUGAUUUAAUGAACAAAUCCCAUCCAUCCUCCCUCUGGUGGCCUGAGCACUGCCAAGAUGAGAGCAAGAUGAUCCUACAUCGUCAACAAGCUGACGUUUUUCAUACACUGAAGAGUAUCUACUCCACUGGGGAGGUCCCUUCUGGCACAGUGCUCGGUCUGACGGUAGACGACCCCAGGUUGACUUUGCCAAAGAAGAAGGGCAAAGCUUUGCCCAACAUGAAGCAGACACAAGAGGUGGAUGAGGAGAGGAGGAGGGAGCUCAUGUUGCAAGGGGUACCGGAGCAUUGCUGUCAGAGUCCCCUGUGGGACCAGUCCAUCCGUGACAACGUCACACAUAACAAGAUAUCUGAACAGGAACUGAAUCGUAUGAAGAGUGAGGUGUUGGUGCCAGGCUCCAGAUUGAGCCCUAUUCCUUUGCAGGGCAGGGUCCCUGUGUUGCUGGUGCACCAGCCUGGGAAGCAAGUGGGACAGGAGAUGAGCUCCUGGGGGGCUGGAUGGGACCUGCUGCUCCCCAAGGGCUGGGGGAUGGCUUUCUGGGUCCCACUGGUGUAUAGAGGGGUUCGUAUUGGUGGGCUGAAGAUGAGUCUGAAACACUCGCAGAACAAAGGAGCUCCCCACUUUCCCCAUGACUACCCAGACUGCCCUGCUGGCGUUCGUUUCCAGGAGGAGCAGGAGAGCGAGCUCCUGGGCAAGUUCAAAAGGCGUCCGCCCGCCAAAAGAACCAAUUACAUAAAGCAUGGCUGUCUGGCUCCGUUCUGUUGCCCUUGGCAACAGCUGGCUGAGGAAUGGGACCUCAUCACGGGGGAGGGAGGCAGCAGCAGCUCAGAUGGAGGAGGACACAGGCAGGCCCAAAGGGUCCUGCAGACCACCGAGCCGACGGCCGAGGAAACUACAUCACGUGAGCGCGUCACCAAAUUGACACUACAACGCUUCACUGUCCUGAGGAACAAAAAGUCUCUGAAGCAGCUCUCAAGUUGGUGCAGACCUUCUUCUUCAAGAGGUCAGAAGUCGCUUCGUGUGAAGGCACCACCUCUCAACUGCUCAUCUGUAGCCUCUCUCCUGUCAUCCGACGGGAUGAGUUUGGUGUGGGUGCGUCUCUCCUUGAUGUCAAAGGGCCGUCCAGAGCUCCAUGCCCUGGUGUGCGUGCCGACUGAGGAGGACCUGAAUCUGCAGCAUAAAGAGGCUGGCUACAGCGGGCCCCAGGAGCCCCCUCACAAAGACCACCUCAAAAGCAGAGUGAAACGUUGCAAGAAGGGCUCCAAGAAAGCCGCUACGUCUUCCUCAUCCUCUGGUAAGCCUGAGACAAAAGCAACAGAAUGUCCCUCUGCCACCGACCUCUCCUCAGCCAAAGUGCCUGACUCAAACCCUACCCCAGAUCUCCAGUCUUCCAAUCCCAUCUCUACCUCCUCCACCACCCAGCCCGGUCAGACCAUCUCUUCAGGAGGCCCCGAGUCGCUCUCCUCCUCAGAUUUCACCCUGGGACUGUGGCCUGAUCCUCUGCCUAGUGUCACCUCUCACUGCUCCCGCGUCACACUUGGCUGGGUGACCCAGGGGGACUUCUCUCUCUCUGCGGGCUGCGGGGAGGCCCUCGGGUUUGUCAGCCUCACUGGCCUACUUAACACCCUCCUCAACCAGCCAGAGAAACAGAGAGGCAUGGUGCUGCUACGCAACCCCACCUCUCUGCAGUAUCGCUUUGCUAAAAUCAAUUUGGAGGUCUGAUUCAGAUAUCUGAGCCUAUAUACAUCUGAGCCUAUUUUUUUUUUCCCCUAAGACAUGUCACAUUUUGAGUUAAUGAUGCAAGGUCUAAGGUGGCUUUAGGAAACCUGGCCCAGUCCAUUGUACUUAAAGUCAAGAAAAAUGGACUUGGUGUACUGUUUAGUGCUUGAGUUAUAUACUUGGGGAAAAAAAUAAAAUGCUUUAUUUCAGUGAUGUGACAAAUGUUUCCUUUUAACGCUGCUUGUUUGCAUUGUGGCAUCAGGAUGCAGGUUUGCUAGUAGACUUACUGACAUGCAUGGAAUAGGUUAGGAUCAUUAGACAAUAAAUUUGCUGUGAAUAUUAAUCUGGGCAGGGGCAUGAGUGUUUUUGUUUUAUGUUUCUUUCUCAUUUGUUUUCAUAGUAAUGCCUAUAGCGGGAGAGUUAAAAUUGGCUGGCUAACCUAGGCUCAGUUUUUGGUUAACUAAAGACAGUCAGGUGUUUAGUGAAUAGAUUCCCUUUGCUUUAAGUAAAUCCACAUCUUAUACUCCUGUGUGUAGCCUGAUGAUGAAGUUACUGUUUACGUUAACACAUUUCUUGGUCCAAAAAGGACAAUUCACCUAGUUUGAAUAUAUGUAAUUUAUUUAUAAAAAAAAAACAAAAAAAACCUUGACCUCUCCCUGAUUAAUUGCAUGAUUUUUUUUAAAAAUUUAAAACAAUAAAAUUUAGGUUCUACUGUACCUUAUUAUCAAGUGUGGUCUGUUUACCUGCAGUAUUGGUUUGCAGCACACUUCUUUUUUUGUUCUUUUUUCUUUUUUUACUUCUGACAUGGCAUUCACGCAAUGGCAUGAAAUGUAUGGAUUUAGAGAAAGCAUGUGACGGUGCCAAGAGAGGAGGUGUGAUAUUUUAUGAGGAAGUUGGGAGUGGCAGAGAAGUAUGUAGGAGUGGUGCGGGAUAUGUAUGAUGGAAGUGUGACAAUGGUGAGGUGUGCGGUUGGAAUGACAGAUGGGUUCAAGGUGGAGGUGGGAUUACAUCCAGGAUCGGCUCUGAGCCCUUUCUUGUUUGCAAUGGUGAUGGACAGGUUGACGGACGAGAUCAGGCAGGAGUCUCCGUGGACUAUGAUGUUCGCGGAUGACAUUGUGGUCUGUAGUGAGAGUAGGGAGCAGGUUGAGGAAAGCCUGGAGAGGUGGAGG
Lampris incognitus (smalleye Pacific opah) is the source of this 4227-nucleotide messenger RNA. RefSeq names its product POP1 homolog, ribonuclease P/MRP subunit (gene pop1). The transcript has 15 exons. The record is from RefSeq and is a predicted model, not a curated record. NCBI's taxonomy places the organism in Eukaryota, Metazoa, Chordata, Actinopteri, Lampriformes, Lampridae. Bases 26 to 3061 code for a protein of 1011 amino acids. Gene Ontology annotation, biological process: tRNA 5'-leader removal. Gene Ontology annotation, cellular component: ribonuclease MRP complex; nucleolar ribonuclease P complex.